Molecule: messenger RNA, 7342 nt
Organism: Hipposideros armiger (great roundleaf bat)
Lineage: Eukaryota; Metazoa; Chordata; Mammalia; Chiroptera; Hipposideridae
Gene: DOCK10
Product: dedicator of cytokinesis 10
Exons: 55
Coding region: 180-6704 (2174 amino acids)
Biological process (GO): regulation of cell migration; dendritic spine morphogenesis; positive regulation of GTPase activity
Molecular function (GO): guanyl-nucleotide exchange factor activity
Source: RefSeq, a predicted model, not a curated record
GUGGGUGGAGGAGUGGGGUUGCCGGAGAGCAAAACCCGCCUCUUGCGAGCAGAGCGAGGAAGAGGGGGGGAAAGGCGCCGAGUUCCGCUUCCUGAACCGCGGCGGGGAGAGAAGGUCGGCGCCGGGAAGGCCGGCGAGACGCGCGCUCCGGGCCAGCGGCGAGACCGGCGCGGCGGGCAAUGGCCGGAGAGCGGACCCGCAGGUUCACGCGCAGCCUGCUGAGACCCGGGCAGGCGGCCGAGCUCCGGCACAGCGCCGCGUCGGCUGCCGCGGUGGCCGUCAGCAGCCGGCAGCAGCAGCGGCAGGAAAAGCCCAGGCUGCUUGAGCCUUUGGAUUAUGAAACUGUCAUUGAAGAACUUGAAAAGUCCUAUCAGAAUGACCCCCUUCGAGACCUCCUUUUCUUCCCCAGUGACGACUUUUCAACAGCCACAGUUUCCUGGGAUGUCCGAACUUUGUACUCAACGGUACCUGAAGACGCAGAGCACAAAGCAGAGAAUUUACUGGUGAAGGAGGCUUGUAAAUUUUAUAGUUCCCAGUGGUACGUGGUAAACUACAAAUAUGAACAGUAUUCUGGAGACAUUCGUCAGUUACCCCGAGCAGAAUACAAACCAGAGAAACUUCCUUCACAUUCCUUUGAGGUUGACCAUGAAGAUGCUGAUAAGGAUGAAGAUACCACUUCCCACUCGUCUUCCAAGGGUGGUGGGGGACCAGGAGGAACAGGAGUUUUCAAGUCUGGCUGGCUCUACAAGGGGAAUUUCAACAGCACCGUGAACAAUACGAUUACUGUUCGGUCAUUCAAAAAACGCUACUUCCAGCUGACUCAGUUGCCAGAUAACUCCUACAUCAUGAAUUUUUACAAAGAUGAAAAAAUAUCCAAAGAACCCAAAGGCUGCAUCUUUUUGGAUUCCUGUACAGGCGUGGUACAGAAUAACAGACUCAGAAAACAUGCCUUUGAAUUGAAAAUGAAUGACCUGACCUAUUUUGUGCUGGCGGCGGAAGCAGAGUCCGAUAUGGAGGAAUGGAUUCAUACCCUGAACCGCAUCCUGCAAAUCAGCCCCGAGGGGCCCCUACAGGGGCGGAGGAGCACCGAGCUCACCGAUCUGGGGCUGGAUUCACUGGAUAAUUCCAUCACAUGUGAAUGCAUGCCAGAGGAAACAGAUUCUUCAGAGAACAGCCUACACCCAGACUUCACAAAAUACCUCACAGAAACCGAAGAAACGGUCAAAGCAACUAGAAACAUGGAGAGGCUAAACCUGUUCUCAAUGGAUCCAGAUAUAGAUACCUUGAAACUUCAGAAAAAGGAUCUCUUGGAACCCGAGUCGGUGAUCAAACCAUUUGAAGAAAAAGCUGCCAAGAGAAUCAUGAUCAUUUGUAAAGCUCUCAACUUUAAUCUUCAGGGAUGUGUUACGGAGAAUGAAAAUGAUCCGAUAACGAACAUUGAGCCAUUUUUUGUGAGUGUGGCACUUUAUGACCUCCGAGAGAGCAGGAAGAUCUCUGCCGACUUUCACGUGGAUCUGAACCACAGUGCUGUCAGGCAGAUGCUCUCAGGGGCUCCCGUGGCUUUGGAAAAUGGAAACAGCGACACGGUCACUCCACGACAAUCAGAAGAACCUCACGUCAAGGGAUUUCCGGAGGAAUGGCUGAAGUUUCCAAAGCAGGCUAUAUUUUCUGUAAGCAACCCACAUACUGAAAUUGUUUUGGUGGCCAAAAUUGAAAAAGUACUGACAGGAAACAUUGCAAGUGGAGCUGAGCCUUAUAUUAAGAAUCCAGACUCCAACAAGUUUUCCCAAAAGAUCCUCAAAUCCAACCGGCAGUUCUGCAGCAAGUUGGGGAAAUACCGUAUGCCAUUUGCUUGGGCGGUGAGAUCAGUAUUUAAGGACAACCAGGGAAAUGUGGACAGAGACUCAAGAUUUUCACCAUUAUAUAGACAAGAAAGCAGCAAGAUUUCAACUGAGGACCAACUUAAACUAGUGUCAGAUUAUAGAAGGGCUGACAGAAUAAGCAAAAUGCAGACCAUCCCCGGAAGCCUUGAUAUUGCUGUUGACAACAUUCCUUUGGAGCAUCCAAACUGUGUAACAUCGUCCUUUAUCCCUGUCAAGCCUUUCGAUGCGACGGCUCAACCAGAACCCACAGUGGAGGUGGAAGAAUUUAUUUAUGACUCAACCAAGUAUUGCCGUCCUUACAGAGUGUACAAAAAUCAAAUUUACAUUUACCCCAAGCACCUCAAGUAUGAUAGCCAGAAAUGUUUCGGCAAGGCACGAAAUAUAACGGUGUGCAUUGAAUUCAAAAAUUCUGAUGAAGAAGGUGCCAAGCCCGUGAAGUGCAUUUAUGGAAAACCUGGAGGACCCCUCUUCACCUCCGCCGCCUACACUGCAGUUCUGCACCAUUCCCAGAAUCCGGAUUUCUCAGACGAGGUGAAAAUUGAGCUACCAACACAACUCCACGAGAAACACCAUAUCCUGUUUUCUUUUUAUCAUGUCACUUGUGACAUCAAUGCGAAAGCUAAUGCCAAAAAGAAGGAGGCUCUGGAAACAUCCGUUGGAUAUGCUUGGCUUCCUGUGAUGAAACAUGAUCAGAUAGCUUCUCAAGAGUACAAUAUCCCCAUAGCUACAAGCCUGCCUCCUAAUUAUUUAAGCUUUCAAGACUCUGCAAGUGGAAAGCAUGGUGGGAGUGACAUUAAAUGGGUUGAUGGUGGCAAACCACUUUUCAAAGUAUCGACAUUUGUUGUGUCAACAGUGAACACUCAGGAUCCAUAUGUGAAUGCAUUUUUCCGUCAGUGCCAAAAAAGAGAGAAAGAUAUGUCUCAGUCACCUACCUCAAAUUUCAUCCGUUCUUGUAAGAACUUAUUGAAUGUGGAAAAGAUUCACGCAAUCAUGAGUUUUCUGCCUAUAAUCUUGAAUCAGCUCUUCAAAGUUUUGGUUCAGAAUGAGGAAGAUGAAAUAAGUACAACUGUGACCAGGGUUCUGACUGACAUUGUGGCCAAGUGCCAUGAGGAGCAGCUGGACCACUUUGUCCAGUCUUACAUUAAGUUUGUGUUCAAGACCAGGACAUGCAAGGAGAGAACGAUACAUGAGGAGCUGGCUAAACAUGUGACUGGUCUUUUGAAAACAAAUGACUCAACAACGAUCAAGCAUGUCCUAAAGCAUUCCUGGUUCUUCUUUGCAAUUAUCCAAAAAUCAAUGGCACAAUACUUGAUUGACACAAAUAAAAUUCAGCUUCCUCGGGCUCAAAGGUUUCCUGAAUCUUACCAAAAUGAGUUGGACAAUCUUGUAAUGGUCCUAUCUGAUCACGUGAUUUGGAAAUACAAAGAUGCCCUUGAAGAAACCAGAAGGGCCAACCACAGCGUUGCCAGAUUUCUCAAGCGCUGCUUUACCUUUAUGGAUCGGGGCUUUGUGUUUAAGAUGGUUAACAAUUACAUCAGCAUGUUCUCCUCUGGUGAACUCAAGACCUUAUGCCAGUAUAAAUUUGAUUUUCUUCAAGAAGUGUGUCAGCAAGAACAUUUUAUUCCUUUGUGUCUCCCUAUAAGAUCAGCAAACAUUCCAGAUCCUUUGACGCCUUCAGAGGCAACUCAAGAGUUACAUGCAUCAGAUAUGCCUGAAUAUUCGGUCACAAAUGAAUUUUGCCGCAAGCACUUCUUAAUCGGGAUUCUGCUCCGAGAAGUUGGCUUUGCUCUGCAGGAAGACCAAGAUGUCAGGCACUUAGCUUUAGCUGUCUUAAAAAAUCUAAUGGCUAAGCAUUCAUUUGAUGAUCGAUACAGAGAACCAAGAAAGCAGGCCCAGAUAGCGAGCUUAUACAUGCCCCUCUAUGGCAUGCUUCUGGACAAUAUGCCAAGGAUUUACCUGAAGGACCUCUACCCCUUCACUGUCAAUACAUCGAACCAGGGGUCUAGAGAUGAUCUCAGCACUAAUGGAGGAUUCCACAGCCAGUCAGCUAUGAAACAUGCAAACUCUGUGGAUACGUCGUUUUCUAAAGAUGUUUUAAAUUCCAUAGCAGCAUUUUCAUCAAUAGCUAUUUCUACAGUAAACCAUGCUGAUUCCAGAGCAUCCUUAGCAAGCCUUGACUCCAACCCAAGUAGCAAUGAGAAAAGCAGUGAGAAAACAGACAACUGUGAAAAGAUCCCAAGACCCUUGUCUUUGAUAGGCUCAACUCUUCGAUUUGACAAGUUAGAUCAAGCGGAAACCAGGAGCCUUCUUAUGUGUUUUCUUCACAUUAUGAAGACAAUUUCAGAGGAGACUCUGAUUGCGUACUGGCAAAGAGCACCCAGUCCAGAGGUGUCUGACUUCUUCAGCAUCUUGGAGGUUUGUCUUCAAAAUUUCAGAUACCUAGGAAAACGCAAUAUAAUAAGAAAAAUUGCUGCUGCAUUUAAAUUUGUGCAGUCCACCCAGAGCAAUGGAACACUCAAAGGAUCUAAUCCUUCCUGCCAAACAUCAGGUCUCUUGUCACAAUGGAUGAACACCACUUCCGGUCAUGAAGGACAUAAGCAGCACAGAUCACAAACUUUACCUAUAAUUCGAGGCAAAAAUGCACUUUCUAACCCCAAACUCUUACAGAUGUUAGACAAUACCAUGGCCAGCAACUCCAAUGAAAUUGACAUCGUGCACCACGUAGACACAGAGGCCAACAUAGCUACAGAGGUUUGCCUGACUAUCCUAGACCUGCUGUCCCUCUUCACUCAGAUUCACCAGAGACAACUCCAACAAUCAGAAUGUCAAAAUUCAUUGAUGAGAAGGGUCUUUGAUACCUACAUGCUCUUUUUCCAAGUCAACCAGUCGGCCACAGCACUGAAGCAUGUGUUUGCCUCCCUGAGACUGUUUGUAUGCAAGUUCCCUUCAGCGUUCUUUCAAGGCCCUGCGGACCUGUGUGGAUCAUUCUGCUAUGAAGUCCUCAAAUGCUGUAACCACAGGUCACGGUCAACUCAGACAGAAGCAUCAGCACUGCUGUACUUUUUCAUGAGAAAGAACUUUGAAUUUAACAAGCAGAAGUCAAUUGUCCGAUCCCACCUGCAACUAAUCAAGGCUGUAAGCCAGUUAAUAGCUGAUGCUGGGAUUGGAGGCUCUCGGUUUCAACAUUCCCUUGCAAUUACCAAUAAUUUUGCUAACGGAGACAAGCAAAUGAAAAACAGUAAUUUCCCAGCAGAGGUGAAAGAUCUGACUAAGCGUAUAAGGACGGUCUUGAUGGCCACAGCCCAGAUGAAGGAGCAUGAGAAGGACCCUGAGAUGCUGGUGGAUCUCCAGUACAGCCUGGCGAACUCCUAUGCCAGCACGCCCGAGCUGCGGAGGACUUGGCUGGAAAGCAUGGCCAAGAUUCACGCGAGAAACGGAGACUUGUCCGAGGCUGCUAUGUGUUACAUCCAUAUAGCGGCCCUCAUCGCAGAGUACCUGAAAAGAAAGGGUUACUGGAAAACGGAAAAGAUUUGCACACCAUCCCUGCUCCCGGAGGAUAUCCACCCCUGUGAUAGCAACCCAUUACUAACAACUCCCAGUGGAGGAAGCAUGUUCUCCAUGGGCUGGCCAGCUUUUCUGAGCAUUACACCAAAUAUUAAAGAAGAAGGAGCAAUGAAAGAAGAUUCGGGAAUGCAAGACACACCAUACAAUGAGAAUAUCCUGGUGGAGCAGCUGUACAUGUGUGUGGAGUUUCUUUGGAAGUCGGAGAGAUAUGAACUCAUUGCUGACGUCAACAAGCCCAUCAUCGCCGUCUUCGAGAAGCAGAGAGACUUCAAAAAAUUAUCAGAUCUCUACUACGACAUUCACCGGUCAUAUCUGAAAGUGGCAGAGGUCGUGAAUUCAGAGAAGCGACUGUUUGGCCGGUACUAUCGUGUGGCAUUUUAUGGGCAGGCUGUGAGCCCCGGCUACUUAGCGAGCUGGCGCCAACACUAUUUCUAUCACUAUCUGGCUGCUUGCCCAGUCCAGGCAGUCACUGUUUCUGUGGCCCCACCCAGCUCUGAAAUGAUAAGGAAGCCCAUUACUCUCCACGGGGAGAGAGACAGCCCCUCUUCCCCCUGGAGGUCAGCUGGGGAAACGCAGAGCCUCCUGCGUUACUGGCAGCAGUUCCUUAGGGCUCACCCCUCUCUCUUUCACGUAUUCACACAGGUAAACCCCAAGGAUUUGGACCCCAAAUAUGCCUACAUCCAGGUGACCUAUGUCACGCCAUUCUUUGAGGAAAAGGAAAUAGAGGACCGGAAGACGGAUUUCGAAAUGCACCACAACAUCCGCCGUUUUGUCUUUGAGACGCCCUUCACGCUGUCGGGCAAGAAGCACGGAGGCGUGGAGGAGCAAUGCAAGCGGAGGACCGUCCUGACAAGUAGGUGCAGGCCGGCCGCCGAGCGGCCAGCGGUGCUAAUCAACGACUUGGAUGACAACCAAAAGACUGGGUAUAUUGUCCAAGGUUUUUUUGAAGAAGAAGAAGGUAAAGAGUAUAUUUAUAAAGAGCCUAAGCUGACAGGCCUCUCCGAGAUUUCCCAAAGGCUGCUCAAGCUCUAUGCAGAUAAAUUUGGAGCAGACAAUGUGAAGAUAAUCCAGGAUUCCAACAAGCAUGAACCUUUCUGUUACUGUGUUCUUUCAUCGCGUUGCGUUUUGUCCUGUCUUAAGAUUGUGUGCAGGGACGACCUGCCAAAGCGCGGAGUGGAGCGAACCUGCACUCGAGUCAUUAGCAAGGCGACGCCAGCUGUGCCCACCGUCUUGGUCUCAACUAACGUGGAAGUUUGAAGGAACAUCUGCAGCAUCACACACAUCUCUCAGAGACCUUUCUGAAUUUGCAACUCAUCUCGGGGAAGAGAAAGAUAGAUUUAAUUUAUUUGAAGUUUUUAUGAUGUUAAUAUUUUCUUUUUUACCUCGCUAGCCUGAGAAUUUUGCCAGCCCCCAGAUGUGCACAUUUCUUAUGAUUUGUUUUCCCCUUUGAGAAGCGUUGAACAAGCCAAGCUGAAAAUUUGCCAUGAAAUUCCAAUGAAUGUACAGCUCAAAAGCAAACCAUAAGUUUGCUGUCAGUUAUAAUAUGUUCAAUACCAAGUCCUAGCACACAUAUUUUAAAGGUCAAAGUGAAUGUUUUUGUAACAUUUAAGCAUAUUUCAAAUGUAAAUAGGAGAUUGUAAAAUAUAUGGUUUUUACCAAAUUUAAAAGAAACUUUUUAGUUGAUACUUAUGACAGUGUUAAGAUUAUAUGAAUAACAUUUCAGAUACCAUUAUAUUAAAAUAUUUGUGUAUGUGUACAAAAGUGUUGAUAAAUACUAAUCUUUAAAGUUUGUGAAGUUCCUUUAUUUGUAAUAUAUGUGCUCUGAAAAGCAAUGGGCUGUGAAAUUAUGGACGUAUUUUGUUGUUAAUAGAAAUAAAAAAUACAGUUACUUUGCA